AUGCCGGGCGCCACACAUUUUCCGGUGCUGCUGCUGCACGGAGCCAAGUUUUCCAGUGCCACAUGGGUUGAAUUGAAAACCAUGGACGAGCUUGCUCGGGCUGGCUUUGAUGUGUAUGCCGUGGAUCUGCCCGGUCACGGGCGCUCAGCUGGUACGGCGCCACUGGCUCCCAUGCGAGGCUCCCUCCUGCACACAAUCAUUGAGGCUUUGGAGCUCGAUCAUCCCGUGCUGGUUGCACCAUCCAUGUCUGGGACGUAUGCCAUACCACUCGUCCUAUCCCACCCGGACGUCUUGAGUGGCUUUGUUCCCAUUGCACCGGCUGGGUUGGAUAUGGUGGAUGCCCAGGGAUUGGCCCACGUUUCCAUUCCGACGCUGGUGAUGUACGGUUCCGAGGAUGCCAUGGGUCUGAAAGGGCUUCCCGUGCUGGAAACCACUCCCAAUCAUCAUACCAUUGUCUUUGAGGGUGGAUCUCACGCGUGCUACGUCGAGAGCCCAGAGAAGUUCAAUCGCCUCUUGGUGCAGUUUGUGCGGGACAUGACUUUACUGGCUUAG
This is a messenger RNA of Monosiga brevicollis MX1, 552 nucleotides long. RefSeq lists its product as uncharacterized. The transcript is spliced from 6 exons. The record is from RefSeq and is a predicted model, not a curated record. Bases 1 to 552 code for a protein of 183 amino acids. NCBI's taxonomy places the organism in Eukaryota, Choanoflagellata, Craspedida, Salpingoecidae.